AUGGUACUGAGAGAUUUGAUGCUGUGUGGUAUCACCUCGAAAAUGGCUUUCGGUGAUUAUCCAGCCGAGUACAAUCCGAAGGCGCACGGGCCCUACGAUCCUGCCCGUUACUACGGAAAACCGGACACCCCAUUGUCGCAAGUGAAACUGGGUGAACUGGGAUCAUGGUUAGCUCGUCGCAAUAAAACUCCCCAAGCUAUGAUGGGCGCUUGCAGCAGGGCUUUCUGGAGAUGGCAACACAAGUACGUACAGCCCAAACGAGCUGGAAUUGCUCCGUUCUUGCACGUAGUGUUCGGAAGUAUGGCUUUCUUCUACAUGAUUAAUUACAACAGAAUUUCUCACCACAGAAACUACAAAUACCACUAA
Molecule: messenger RNA, 366 nt
Organism: Phyllotreta striolata
Lineage: Eukaryota; Metazoa; Arthropoda; Insecta; Coleoptera; Chrysomelidae
Source: the annotation of a GenBank genome assembly